Messenger RNA from Hyaloperonospora brassicae, 2463 nucleotides. Lineage: Eukaryota; Oomycota; Peronosporomycetes; Peronosporales; Peronosporaceae. The record is from the annotation of a GenBank genome assembly.
AUGCCGGCGCUCGAAGUCUUUGGGCGCCGCAGCCGCGUCGUCAGCAGCGACGACCUGUACUGCCCCGCACUGUUUCUGCUCUUCUACCACGUACCGCUCGUGCUCGUGUGCGUGCUGUACGUGACUGUAUGGCGCAGCUGCUCGUCCACGGCGCUGGACAAGACGGGGCUGCCGCUGUGGUAUCUGCUGGGCGCGACGCCGCUGCUGUUCUUCCGCGGGUGUACCUACCUCAUGAUCAUGCACGUGUCGAUGCGAGGGACGAUCGUGCACCACGAGCGCCGCGUGCUGAUGCCACGAAUGCUGCAAGUGCACACGCUCUGGUCGCUGGUGCUGGCAGCGUACGGACUGGUGGGGCUCGGGAGCUGGUACGCGUGCGACAUGUGUCGUCCAGAUGCUCGUUAUGUAUUGGCAGUUGGAGGGCUCGUGCUGGUGGAAGUGGGCUUUACGUUCUCGCUCGGAGUGUGUAUCAUGAGCGACGUGCGGCCGGAAGACGCGAUCGUUCGAGGAAAACCGCCGUCAGUGACGAGUGCAUUCGACUCGCACGGUAACGCUCUUGACCCCGAACGUCAGUCGCUGUUGGAUGAGGUAGACCACGCCGUGCGAACCUCGGACGUGUACGUGCCACACAGUCAGAGGCUGUGGAAGCAACGGUGCACACGUUGCUGCAUGUGUCUGCGCUGCUUUACGUGCAACUUGUUUGGUGGAGCUGGCACUCGGCAUGACAGCAUGUCCUUGGUGGCAAAAGUGUUCUCGAGGUUGUUUUACGGCAGUCCAGACCUUGUGAUAUCGGACAUUGUAGCUGGCUUUGUGCUCCUGGCAGCUGUUCAGGCGUACGAAGAUCAUCAAGAGGUGAUGGCUACGUCACCGCAUCGAAAAAGCGAAGAAGGAGAGGAGACGCUUGGUCAAAUGCGUGCUAGAAUUCGCGCUAGGCCGGACAAGAUGAACUUCGACUUGCUUGACGACCGAGCUGUGGGCAGUGGAAAAUCUGCUGCAGCGACGACGUCAGCGAGUAGUGCGUCGAUGGUAUCGACGACGUCAGAGCGUUUGGCGAUGAACGGUAGCAGUGCAGACCGGUUCGUCUCCAUCGACAUUCCUUCCUCUCUUGAAUCCCAGCAACAACCGCGCGAUGAGUCCGGAAAGCCGAUCAGGCCCUUUUACUACCAUCCGACAGAUCCUCACCUCAAUGACGUGGAGCUGACGGAUACGUUGAAGGAGUUGGCGCACUUUUCGAAGUAUGCUAUUGGCAUCUAUGGUUGGAUGCUGUUUGUAUGGUCUCAUCCAUGGAGCGGCACGUUCCGACUGGCGUUCUCGUUUCUUCGUCGCAACUUGGGGUGGGUACACGGUGACAACUGGUUUCACCUCAGCCAGACGGCACUGCAGCUGGAAACAAAGGUGCACAGCGACGACAUCGUGUACGCGAGUUUCCGCAAUUCGGUGUACCAGCCAGCAUUUGCAGUGAUGCUGGACCACGCGCGUAAGGAGGUUGUCAUCGCCAUCCGUGGCACGUUAUCGUUGGAAGACUGCCUCACCGACGCCAUCGCAUACGGCAUGUCGACGAACGACGUGUCUGACCGGUGGGGAUGUGAUGGUAUUGGCGAGUAUGCCCACCAGGGCUUUCUCACGUGUGCCGAGUCAGUGUACUUGGAGCUCAACCGUCUCAGGGUCCUUGAAAUGCUCUUUGAUGAGAAAUCCACUGCGGCCAUUGCCACCAACGAGGUCAACGCAUGCGAUCGUGGUGCGUAUCGUGACUACGGCCUCGUGGUUACCGGUCACUCGCUUGGAGCAGGCACGGCAGUUCUGCUAGCCGUUUUGCUUCGCUCCAAGUACCCGCAACUUCGUUGCUUUGCGUAUAGCCCUCCGGGUUGCACAAUGUCUCCCGGGCUUGCUGCUCGUUGUUCCGCCUUCACCGUCUCCGUCGUUGUGGGUGACGACAUCAUUGCUCGGUCGUCGAUCACAUCAGCUGAGAUACUGCGGGAUAACGUUCUCGACUUGAUCGGGAGGAGCAAGGUGAGCAAAGCGACUAUCCUUCGACAAGUCGUUUCUUGGCGGAACCCAGGUGAGCUACUUCACGGAAGCUUGGACGAGCACUCUGCAUUCGACGAUGAAGGAACAGGCAGCGAUGUGGCCAGAGUACGCUCGCCGUUCAUAGCGCAUUUGUCCAGUUAUCGCACGAUGCUGCAACGCAUUCAAGAAUCCGAACCGAUUCAUGAGAUGACCAUCCCUGGACGUGUAGUGCAUCUCAAGCGAGUCGUAGACGCCAAAGAGGUGGCUGGGUGCUGGGUUUGUUGCCGUCCUGGAGGCGGCGGUGUAUGCUGCACCGCACGCACGCAUUAUCGGUUCGGUUGGGCUGUUGAGGGUCAGUUUAAACAGAUUCGCAUUGGACGAACAAUGCUGGACGAUCACUUCCCGGACAAAGUACAUUACGUGCUCCAAGACUGCGUGGAGCGCUUGCGUGGGAACUAG